Molecule: messenger RNA, 6003 nt
Organism: Mugil cephalus (flathead mullet)
Lineage: Eukaryota; Metazoa; Chordata; Actinopteri; Mugiliformes; Mugilidae
Gene: dlgap1b
Product: discs, large (Drosophila) homolog-associated protein 1b
Exons: 12
Coding region: 337-3384 (1015 amino acids)
Biological process (GO): signaling
Cellular component (GO): postsynaptic specialization; glutamatergic synapse
Molecular function (GO): molecular adaptor activity
Source: RefSeq, a predicted model, not a curated record
AGCCCACAGACGGACUGAUACAGGAAGAUACUACAGUCAGUGGAACCUUACCAUCCAAGUGACGUCUUCAUAUGAUCAAUUCCGAUUUGUAAUAAUCUCAAAACAAAGGAGCAAUUCCAGCGGAAUUGACGGGAUUACUGUGGAGGCGACUGUCGGGCGGCCAGUCUACUGUGUGUUGACAAGGUGGAGAAAUGUGCACACAGAGACGGCAAGGAGAGUGGAAUUAAGCGCGGGAGAGAAAAGAUGCCGAAGAUGAAACUAUAAAAAAGAACUAGUUUUGGGUCCUGGGCAGACUUCCUGCAGUAGCAGUCGGAUGUGCAUGUUGACCCGGCCACGAUGACAAUGAAAGGCCUGUCCAGCAGCCGCAGUCACCACCACGCUGUGACCUGCGAUCCCUCCUACGACUCUAUGACCCUGGGACACUCGGAUCGUCGGUCCUACUUCCUCAAUCCUGGGGAGGGUCAUUCUGCUGACCAUCCUUGCUACCCUCAGCGGAACGCCUUCCAGACUGAAUGCAAUGCCUAUCCUGAUCUGGCCAGCUGCACCUUCCCUCGUAGACAUUACAGCUCCCACCAUGAGCUGAAGGCAGAGUGCGGCGCUGUGGUGCCUUAUACCGGGCCACCAGGGAGCAGUAAGGGUGGAAACAACAACCGCAUCCCACCCAACCUGCUCGAGCAGUUUGAAAGCCAGGCGCCAUUGCGGCAUGAAGGCUACCACACACUUCAGUACAAGCGCACUGCAGUAGAGCACCAACGCAGUGACAGCCCCGGUCGAAUUCGCCACCUCGUUCAUUCUGUCCAGAAGCUUUUCACCAAGUCCCACUCCCUGGAAGGCCCCUCGGGCUCCGGUGGAGGAGGGAGCGGGAGGAUGAAUGGCAGCAAAUCCAGUCCUGACGAUCCUCCGUCAUCUUCCGGCACCCUAAAGCACAGCAAGCGGAGUAAGAGCAAAGACCGCUCCAAGUCAGAGCCGAAGAUGCGCACGGCCAUCUCGGGCUAUUGGAGUUCAGACGACAUGCUGGACAGGGAGGUGUGCCUCUACCAUCACCAGAGGGCCAACAGUGGAGGCCUGCCCUCUGGGGUCAUGACCAUGGGGCGACACCCGGACAAAUCCCAGUCUCAGUAUUUCAUGGAGUCCUACAACACCAUCAGCGCCCAGUCUCUCAAGACGUCACGCAGCAACAACGACGUCAAGUGCUCAACGUGCUCCGGGGGCAGCGGCAGUGGGGGGCUGCCACUCAUGAGUGCGCUCGAUGGCCAAGUUCAGCUGAAGAAGAGCUCGUGGUCUUCGACUCUGACGGUGAGCAGAGCAAGGGAGGUCUACCAGAAGGCCUCGGUCAACCUAGAUAAAGCUCUAGUGAAAGCUGAGCAGGGACGCACCUGCCACUUCCUACAGGUGCCUCAGGACGACUGGAGCGGUUUCUCUCCGCUGGGGAAGGAUGACGAGAUUCCGUGCAGGCGGAUGCGCAGCGGGAGCUACAUCAAGGCCAUGGCGGAAGAGGACAGCGGCGACUCGGACUGCAGCCCCAAACCGUCGCCUAAGGUCCAGGCGCGACGAGCCAGCUACCUGAAGGCCACGCAGCCGUCUCUCACAGAGAUGACCACGCUCAAGAUUUCCACCGAACACUCACCCAAGCUGCAGAUCCGGAGUCACAGCUAUCUGCGGGCGGUGAGUGAGGUUUCCAUCAAUAGGAGUCUGGACAGCUUGGACCCGGCAGGGCUGCUGGCCUCGCCUAAAUUCCGCUCCCGAAACGAGAGCUACAUGAGAGCAAUGAGCACCAUCAGCCAGGUGAGCGAGGUGGAGGUGAACGGGCAGAUCGAGGCGGUGUGUGAGUCAGUCUUCAGCGAGAUGGAGUCGCAGGCGGUGGAUGCCCUGGACCUGCCCAUGCCGGGCUGCUUCCGCAUGCGGAGCCACAGCUACGUGCGUGCCAUAGAGAAGGGAUGCUCGCAGGAGGAGGAAGAGCGGGGCGUCGCGGCGGGCCACAGGAGGACCAACUCCCCCCCGCGCACCGCCACCACUGUCAGAACCAUCCAGAGCAGCACAGUGUCAUCAUGCAUCACCACCUACAAAAAGACGCCUCCCCCGGUCCCGCCGCGAACCACCCCGUCCAAGCCCUUCAUAUCCAUCACGGCCCAGAGCAGCACCGAGUCCGCUCAGGAUGCGUACAUGGACGGGGGCUCCGGCCAGCGGACGGGCAUCAGCUCCCAGCAGGGCCUGUCCAACUCCACGGAGAGCAUCGACAGCAUGAAGGCCCUGACCGCAGCCAUAGAGGCGGCCAACGCCCAGGUGCACGGCCCCGCCAGCCAGCACGUCACCAACAGCACCAUCAUGAUCACCGCCACCGCCACCACGUCCGCCGUCGCGCACGUCUCCGCGGACAGCAAGGCUCAGAGGGAAGCGCUCCGCAAGUGCCUCUCCAUAGGCAUCCAGGUGGACCCGGACGAAGGAGGGCCGACGGAGGAGCAGUCUAAAUUCCAGUCGAUUGGGAUUCAGGUGGAGGAUGAGCGAGGCUACCGGAGGAUGACACGCUCCAACAGUGUGACCACAGCCGUACAAGCUGACCUCGACGACCCCGCGCACGCGCCGGAGCUGCCGCCGCGCCACUGCGCCACCAUGCCGCGCCAGCACUCCCGCGACGCUUCCACCUCCACCGUCAGCAUCCAGGGCUCCGGGAACCACUACCACGCUUGCGCCGGCGACGACUACGGGGAGGUGGGGUUCGACCCGUCCAUCCUGCCCCCUCCGGACCCCUGGAUGGACAGCGUGCCCGAGCCGGAGGCGGACGCUCUGGAGAGCGUCGGGCGGUCGGUGUGCCCCCGCGACGGGCGCUGGUUCCUCAAGUUGCUGCAGGCCGAGACGGAGCGCAUGGAGGGCUGGUGCAGGCAGAUGGAGCAGGAUGAGAAGGAGAAUGAGCUGCAUGAGGAGAUCCUGGGGAAGAUCCGCAGUGCAGUGGGGAGUGCCCAGCUGCUGAUGUCCCAGAAGUUCCAGCAGUUCCGGGAGCUGUGUGAGGAGAAUCUGAACCCGAAUGCGCACCCGCGGCCCGUCUCCCAGGACCUGGCGGGUUUCUGGGACAUGCUCCAGUUGUCCAUCGAGAACAUCAGCCUGAAGUUUGACGAACUCCACCAACUCAAAGCCAACAGCUGGAAGCCUCUGACUCCCCCGGAAAUUCAGGAGAGAAGGAUGCCCCCUCCUGUGCCAAAGAAGCCCCAGAAGGGCCACCCUCCCCUGGCUAGGGACCGCUCGCUGGAGAGCUCUGAGCGCCAGCGCCUGGAGGCUCGCAAGCGCCUGCUAGCUGCCAAACGUGCCGCGUCGGUCCGGCAGAGCUCCGCCACCGAGAGCGCAGACAGUAUCGAGAUCUAUAUCCCCGAGGCUCAGACCAGACUAUGAGACACAGAAGCACUCGUACCCACACACUGUCCCGUAAACACAAGAGCACUGAAUGAUAAGGCUAGGGUGCUAACAUGAUAUAAUCACACUUUUUCGCAGAUCACUGUGGGGGUCGCUCACGCAUAGAAGCUUUUUGAACAAGAAAUGUACAUUACUUACUUACAGUAUUUAUUUAUUUAUUUAUCUAAACCCCCCGCCCCUCCCUCUUCAUUUUCUUCUCCCAGCUUUGAUGUAGCACUCCCUCUUUCCCUCCACCUGCCCCCCCUCUCUCCCAAAGAAGUAUCUUACGAAUCCCUCUCCCCCCCGCCCUUUUUUUAAGUGGCCUGAUGUUACAGAGUAAGCCUGGUGUAGCACAGCAGUGAUGCUUCACGUUAACGAGCCGAGAGCACAGGGACACAGGGAGGGAGCAUGUACGUACGUGCAUGUGUGCGUGCGCAUAUGUUUGCGUACGUACGUGCAAACGCACGUACGCUUAAGUGAUAUAUUUGAUCUGACCCGCUCAGGUUCAAUACAUCGACUCCAGUGCAGAGAGCAGACCCGUCGAAUCCUCUUGAUACGUAUUAAGUUGAUUUUUUAUACUUUUUAGCAAAAUCUAUAUUAAAAUCUAACAGAUUCUGAAAGUACACGAGUUUAUGUUUUGUAUAUUUGAGGUAAAGUAUUACAACCUAGGUGAGGAAGCGGACCAGAAAAAAAGGCAGUUAAAGUGUCGACUGGUGGCACAGUUCGCCUUCUGUCUGCAGAACAGGGUGAUCGUGGUAAGAGGCUAACCCUGCAGGAAAAGGCCAAGAGGUCAGAUUUCGCUCCUCCAGGUGAAGCGGAGCGGCUGUUGAGCCAGGAGCGCAGUUGGCUGAAAGGAUCGCUGUUCUACGACGCCACAAACCUAAUCUGUGUGUGUGUGUGUGUGUGUGUGUGUGUGUGUGUGUGUGUGACAGAAAGAGCCCAAGUGUAUGUGUUUUGAUUGAGAUGUUCGUCUCAAAAGUGCUUCCUAUUUUUCUAGGUCUAAAGGGUCCUAGUUGUAAUUGAUGACUGAGGUAGCAGUAUCAACAAGCUGUAAACAAACCACCCAUCUCGUCUCAUUUUAAACUGAGCUAUUUGUACUAAGGACACGACACGCUUGCAGACACAAGGUUUUUUUUUUAAUAUUUUUUUUUAUUUUUUAAAUUAUUUAACGCCUAACUCAUGUUGUGUUCAGACUCUGGAGCUCAGAUGCUCUGUACAAUACUGGUAGUUGUACUAUAUUUUAUUAUGUCGAUUUCAGACAGGUUUAUUGACAGUAUUGCGAGACUACAGGACUGAAAAGGGACUAUUUCUCCUCACUGUGUGUGCACUAUCUCUGCCUCCAAAUGAAGCAAUUAUUUAAAGGUCAUACAGAAAAGAAAAAUAAUAAAAAAACAAAAAAACAUUUCUAAUAUUUUGUAUCCGUGUUUAAUUUAUUGAUUAGGAGAACAAUGACUGUUUAUUGACAUUGUGGUUAUUAUUAUGCACUGAGAACAAGGCCCUUAUACUGUGUUUUAUUUAUUUUUAGCAUGACAGGCACCUUUAUGUCUUUUCCGUUUCAGUGAUCAGCCUUAAUUUCUAAUACGAUAGUCGAGCACAACAGCAGCAGUCUCAGGGGAAGAAGUGUGUGCGAGCGUGUGCGUGAGUGUGUGUGUGUGUGUAGCUGAGAGAGUGCGACUUCAUGUGACUGUAUGUGACCCAUGACUUUGUCUCUUAUUGUAUAUAACCCCCUGCCAUCAGGAUAGGCCAUGACCUUAAAUAAAGGAAACGGCGUUCCAUGCCGUCUCCUGAAUGACGUUCCUCCUGAACAUCUCUGCCCUACUUUAGCGUAACAAGGUAUCUCUGUCAGCUGCUUGAAUGUGGAGACAAUCUUGAGCCGGUUCACGGUCACAUUAUUGUUUUGGUAACAGACUAGCAGGUAUUACGUCAAAUUCUCCGUGUUGAUCUGGAAAUGUUUCGUGCCAUUGGAUAACUGAGGAUGUUCCCAUCGCUAACUGAGCGGCUACCUGAAGUUUUCAUAGUUUUUCAUUUGUUUGUCGAGGAAGUGAUUCUGUAACCGUACGGUAUGAUUUGUAUUUCCUUUAGCUGGUCAAUAUGAAUUUUAGAGAGGGCGCAUAUAACAAUAUUUCAAUGCCAUUUUAUGUAGAAGAAGCUCAUUUUUUUUCUUAUUUUUACUUUGGAACUUGUAUUUGAACUGAACUGUCUGUCAAAUAAUAAGUUAUGUUUAUUAUAUUAACAUAUCAAUAUUACGCUCCUGGUAUAGCAGGGAGUUAGAAACCAGAAUGUUGGAUUGAGGUUAAUUGCUAAACUCAAAAGACACUCCAGCAGUUCUGAAGCUUGUGACGUAGUUACAUAAGAGAAAAACAUUCAAAUAAACAUUUGUACAUAACUGAAUGUGUCCCUAUGUACAUGUAAACUUCAAAAACUCUAAUAACAUAUUACGCAGAUAUACAUUUUGUAAUUAAUGUUACUACACUGUUGAUGUUAUGGCACGUGUAUGAGAACUUAUCGGCAUUAAAAAAAAAACAUAUAUAUAUCAUUGCCAUCAUUUUGUUGUGUUCAUUUCUUUCCCGUCUCUACAUGUGUUUUCAAUUGGAAUAUAAUUAAACAGAUUACAAGGCC